Parasteatoda tepidariorum (common house spider) is the source of this 1494-nucleotide messenger RNA. Lineage: Eukaryota; Metazoa; Arthropoda; Arachnida; Araneae; Theridiidae. The record is from RefSeq and is a predicted model, not a curated record.
ACACAAAGUUUUAAGUCGCAUAAUUGAUAACUCGCGAAUUAGAUGCUCCUGUAUGUGAUAAAAAAUGUAUAUCUAUAGUGUAUAAAUCUUCCAGUAUUUAUCCAAGCGAGCAAACGUCAACAUCAACAUUUCCCAAAAGGAUGGUGAAUUUCUAUGGACACCUGCAACUCAAGGCAUCAUUCUUGGUUCUUUCUACUAUGGCUAUUGCUGCUUCCAAAUUAUAGGAGGAAGGCUCGCAGAAAUUUAUAGCGGCAAAUUGGUAUUUGCCGUCGGCACUUUCUUGGCUUCCAUUAUGGCAAUCCUCACACCGUUGGCGGCAUGGCACAGUGUCACUGCUAUCGUGUUAGUACGAGUGCUACAAGGUGUGUCACAGAGUGCGAUGCUUCCAUCAUUGUACACUGUCUUCAGUAACUGGUUUCCUGAUUUUGAGAGAGGAACUUUAGGUGCUGUUGUCGGAAGUGGGCUCAGCAUUGGAACACUAACUGGAAUGAGCAUAUCUGGACUUCUUUGUAACUCAGAUUUAUUUAAUGGAUGGCCUUCAGUUUUCUACUUAUUUGGUUUCUUAAACUGUCUUAUGGCUAUUUUCUGGUGCAUGCUGGUUACAAACUCUCCUACCACUCAUCCUUUGAUAACGGAAAAUGAAUUAAAGUAUAUAAUUUCCAAUCAACGAUCAGAUAUGAAUACCCAGGUUCCACCCUUGCCUUGGCUGAAAGUUUUGACGUCAAUACCAUUCAUAGCUCUUAUCAUAACUCAGGUUGGUUCUGAAUGGGGCCUUUAUAUUAUCCUGAAUGAUUUACCCACCUUUUUUGCGACAAUAUUGCAUUUUGAUAUAGAAAAGAAUGGAAUUCUCUCGUCAAUCCCAUUUCCAAUAAAAGCUGUGAUCGCUAUUACUGUUGGAUUUACCUCUAACUUAUUGUUACGUAAGGGUUACGCCACAGUAAAUUUCAUCAGAAAAUUUUGCACCGUGUUUCCAUUUUUAUGGUUUUCGGCUGGAUUAGUUGGUGUUUGCUUAGCUGGAUGCAAUGCUGUACUCUCUACCAUUUUUUUCAUCUGUUCUGUACCCAUCAUAGGAUUUGCCGUUUGUGGUUAUAAUAUUAAUCAUUUAGAUUUAUCUCCAGAAUAUGCAGGUACAUUGUACGGUAUAUCCAAUACUUUUUCAAGUAUGAUGGGAUUUUUAGCGCCUAUGUUUGUAGGGUAUAUUACUAAUGAACAUCAAAGUUUUCAGGAAUGGUACACUGUGUUUGGAACUGUCAUUGCUGUUCUCUUAUUUUCAUCUGUGAUUUUCUCUGUCUUUGGGUCUACGAAGAAGCAAAAUUGGAUAGAUACAGAACCAGAAGUUAAAGCAAUUAAACAGACUCUAAUCUGUUACAAUACUCUUAAACAGACAUAAGAAUAUCUUCAUAAUAAGUUCGCAUGUAUUUUAACAAGUUGAAUGCCACUCUAAUUUUACAUGGCUUGCCCGUAUAGCCACAACGGUAAAUAACUACAAGUUAA